This is a messenger RNA of Lotus japonicus, 765 nucleotides long. RefSeq lists its product as uncharacterized. The transcript has 2 exons. The record is from RefSeq and is a predicted model, not a curated record. Lineage: Eukaryota; Viridiplantae; Streptophyta; Magnoliopsida; Fabales; Fabaceae. The coding region runs from base 147 to 506 and encodes 119 amino acids.
UAAAAGAAAUCAUAUCUCGCAUAGAAUUUCAUAAGCACUAGAACUGUUAACUAAUCUUAUCCCGUCAAAAAAAAAGUGAACUAAUCUUUAUUUAUAUAUAUACACACACUCCAUUAGUUUAACUUAAUGAAGUGCUAAUUUGCAAUAUGGAGAACCAAAAAGUGCAACCAUUCCAAACAACACAAGAACAAGAUUCAACUAUGGAGGAAACAAGAAGGCCAUCAAUGCCUACGGCUACUGCUGCUACGGAGAAGAAGACUGAGCUUCACCCAAGACUGCUAUCUUUUCUUGAGAAAGAUAACUCCUUUCUCACUCCUUGGAGUUGGGAUAAUUCCACAGCUGCUUCAACUUCAACCAAAGAGAAGGAGUACAUUCAAUUUCCUCCUGGAUCCUAUUUUCAUACUCAAAUAUUUGACUUGCCUGAGCGUGAUCAAGGAAGAAGGAGUCAAGGAUCUGGGAGUUUAAUUUCUAAGCCAUGCACCCAAACUCAGUCUAAAGAGGGUUGAUCGGAAUUGAAGAUACGUUUGAUGAACUUUUUACCAUUACUAUUUUGCAUGGGAACUACAGAAGAGAGCUUUGUUUUGAGGAUUGGGAGUUUUCAAGAAUUGGAGAUUCAAGCGUACAAAUCCUAAUUUCUUUGUUUUUUGUUUUGUUUUUUGUUUUGUUUUUACUUUUUAGUUACUACUUUCUGAACUCCUUUUGUUACGGUGAAUGUUAGAACACCGUUGAUUUAAUGAAUUGCACCUCUAUAAUUAAAAAACUAAU